GUAGAGCGCGCUUCAACUUUUCGAGAGAGCCCUGUGUUUGUAACUAAAGUUGUGCAUCAAAAUGUCUCGAAGGCGACUCAGUAGAGCUCCGAAUUCUUCACUUUUCGUACGGAAUGUUCACCCAGAUACCAGGGAAGAUGAUCUGCGUAAGAUCUUUGGAAAAUAUGGAGAAAUCUCUGAUGUGUACAUUCCUCUGGACUACUACACUAAAGAGCCUCGAGGAUUCUCCUACAUUCAAUAUGAAGAUGAACGAGACGCAGAAGAUGCUCUGUAUUAUUCAGACGGAGUGAGACUGCUUGGACGAGAACUUGAGGUCAAAUACUCCGAGGGAGACAGAAAAACUCCAGACCAACUUAGGAGGCAGGCAUACAGAGGGCGUGAUAGAGGUCGGCGCCGUUCAAGAAGUAGGAGUCCUUACCGACGUCAUUCAGCUAGGAGCAGGAGUAGAUCUAGAAGUUGCUCACCACAAAUCCAUAACAGACGACAUCACUCCAGGAGUCGUCCAACACGAAGCAAAAGCCGUUCACGUAGUAGUUCUCCAGAUAGCCGUCGUCGAUCCCGCAGUAGGUCUAGGAGUCAAACACGGCGCUGAACACGUCAAGUCAUUCAGAGGAAAAACAUAAGUUAAUACCGGCGACACGAGGAACCCCCGAUUAACUUAAGACAAUUUUCACAUCUUUCUUAAACGAGAACAAAAAAAGGGAAUCGGAUUCCAAGUAGAAACCAAGAUGCUAUUUUGUAGGGAAUUAGUUUUUAGUCUUGGAUUGACGAACUCUUGUGCUCCGGCUAGUCGUAUUGACUCUUCAAGAUUACAAGACUGAGUGAGGAUUUUUUAAGCCUUAAUGAGAUGCGACGCUUGGCCUUUGAGGAUCUCGUCACUUCAUUCGGAAGGCAGGAACUUGACUUUGUCUUCAUUUAUCUUGACACUCAAGUUGGUUAUGUUUUAGUUAACCAGCGUCUUUAAUCAUGCAUACAGAAGUUGCUUCAAAAUGAAGCACUGUGAAGGAGAGCUGAUGAUCUUAAGGACGUCUUGUACCAGUAGCUUCCACUGCCAUUGGACUUUGACUUUGUCUUCAAUUAUCUUGACACUUAAAAGUGGAAGUCACUUUUGCCUACUUAACGUUUUUCAAACACCACUGCCUGCAAGGAUUGGCUAUGUUUAUGUUUAAGCAGCAACUUAACUCGUGUUAGGCAUGCAUACACAAGUUACUUCAAGCAGUGUAAAGGAGAGGUGAAGAUCUUAAGGACGUCUUGUUCCAGUAGCUUCCAUUCCCAAGGGAUGUUUUAGGAAUUUGAUGUGUAUUGGGAAUCUAUGGAUGUUUUGAAGGAAUUUCUACCAGUAUGCAAAGAUGUGACAACUGAAACUGUGUCCCGUAGAAUUCUUCUGUCGCUCUUGGAUGUCUCUCACAUCAUGCAGAUUCAACCAAACUGCAGAACUCUGUUUAUCGUCUGUUACGUUCAGGAAUGAUAACAUUUUGUUGCAGUGACUAGAUUAAUCAUAAAGCUUUCACUUUUAUAAAGUGCAAAAAAUAAUUAAUGGCCCAAGCGGAGUCUUUUUGCAGGCGAAAUGAAGGCCAAAGUUUUAUAUUGUGUUAGUUUGAUUAAAUUUUUGUGUUUAUUGACCGUCGUCAUAGGAAAUGUUGGCUUCCAGAAUUGUUAAUCCACAUGUUCUUAUUUUUUAUUUUAUAGUGUUUAAAUAUUGCAUUUGUAUUUUGUUUGCAGUCAUGACAUGUAGAUAAAUUAUUUGUAAUUUAAAGUGUUUAAUGUUUUCAGAUUGUAGAAUGUUGGCUUUUUUGUUAGGGAUUCCUUGGUAGUUUUUUUUGCAAAAAAACUAAAAUCUUUCAGAAUUAACAAACUUUACUCACAACAUGUUGGACAAUAAAUAACUAAGUUGGAUUGAUACAAAAAUAAAUACAAACAUCGAAAA
This is a messenger RNA of Asterias rubens (European starfish), 1927 nucleotides long. RefSeq names its product serine/arginine-rich splicing factor 10-like. Gene Ontology annotation, molecular function: RNA binding. The record is from RefSeq and is a predicted model, not a curated record. The coding region runs from base 62 to 592 and encodes 176 amino acids. NCBI's taxonomy places the organism in Eukaryota, Metazoa, Echinodermata, Asteroidea, Forcipulatida, Asteriidae. The transcript has 6 exons.